AUGUUUGAACCCACUAUCAAAUACAAAAGAGUCAAUGACCCACCAAAAGACAUCACAAAGUCUUUGGAGGAUCUGACAAUAAAAGACAAGCAAGUACCCUCAUCUAAAUCUGAAAUUGUAAACAAAACCUCGGAGGAGAAUGAGAAAGAUAAAGCGCAGGAUAUGCCUGCCAGCAAGGACGACGACAAAGAAGAAGAAAAAGAAACAGCAGUAUUGAAGUCUGAGACCACUGAUAGCGCAGCAACAACAGCUACAGCUACAGAUCCAUACUCAUUUACAUUCGAAGAAGAGUACGAAGAAAAUGAUUCUAAAAUCGAAGUUGAUCCAAACGACAAGGAAAGAAUUAUUAUUACACUUUCAACAGGCAAACAAUUUUCAGCAGAUAGGUAUUGCCCACAUGCAGGAGCCGACCUUUCUUAUCAUGGCAAGGUGGCAGAAGACGACUAUCCUCCUGAGAUUGGCCCUGUGCUGAUGUGUCCUAUUCAUUACUGGGAAUUUGCAUUAGAGAAAGAGGGUAAAGGCGGAAGUGGGUUUACAUCCAUCAACGCUUGUCCCGUUGAUGUCGCUGAGAAGUGUGCAGCCUCAGCCGAAAAAAAGAAGCUGGAGUGGUAA
Molecule: messenger RNA, 612 nt
Organism: Mucor velutinosus
Lineage: Eukaryota; Fungi; Mucoromycota; Mucoromycetes; Mucorales; Mucoraceae
Exons: 1
Coding region: 1-612 (203 amino acids)
Molecular function (GO): 2 iron, 2 sulfur cluster binding
Source: RefSeq, a predicted model, not a curated record